AUGGCUAGCUACCACUACCUGAGCUAUGUAGAUCUCUACAAAAUCAACAACAUUAACUUGGACCCCUUCACGGAGGUCUUCAACGACAAGUUCUACCUGAGGUAUAUUUACAAGUGGCCCCACAUGAAUAUAGUGACAAAGGAGAUGGACGACCAUAUAAGUGGCUACAUCAUCGGCAAGGAAGAAGGACUAGGAUCCAACUACCACGGACACGUGACCGCCUUAUCCAUCGAGGAGGACAGUCGAAGAACGGGCAAGGGGAUAGACCUAAUGAAUGAAUUUGAAAGGAUAUCCAAAUAUAUCCACGUGGCAAACUUUGUGGACCUCUUUGUUCGCAUCACAAACGAGCCAGCCAUUAACAUGUAUAGGAAGCUCGGUUACGUCGUCAACGAAGAGAUUGUAAACUACUACUGUGGCAAUGAGAGUGCCCUGGACAUGCGUAAGUACCUGGACGUGCGGCCGGGCGCCUGCGUGAAGUGA
Messenger RNA from Plasmodium coatneyi, 480 nucleotides. RefSeq names its product N-acetyltransferase. The coding region runs from base 1 to 480 and encodes 159 amino acids. Gene Ontology annotation, cellular component: NatB complex. The record is from RefSeq and is a predicted model, not a curated record. The transcript is spliced from 2 exons. Gene Ontology annotation, biological process: N-terminal peptidyl-methionine acetylation. Gene Ontology annotation, molecular function: protein-N-terminal amino-acid acetyltransferase activity. Lineage: Eukaryota; Apicomplexa; Aconoidasida; Haemosporida; Plasmodiidae.